UAUACAAUUUGGGAUGUCCCUCGUUUGAACUUGUCCCCAUCAUGGUUUUACCAAUGGAUUCCCUAUGAUGUACUGCGCUUACUAGAUUUCUGCGUUAACCCAAAAUUAAGAACUGCCAUAUUAACGAUAGAAAACUUGCCGAAAGUUGUUGCAAAAAAAAUAGACGUUCUUCCAAGGGUGCCUUCUUUAUUGGAACUGGCUAGAGACGUCUCCAGGAAACACAUCGUUGAACGAUUUGAGGCGAAAGUAACAAGAAAAUAAUCAAAUUUGAAACGCCGUUAUACCAUAUGUACGUGCCUAGUGAUGAGGAAGGUGACUACAACAUUAAAAGUGACAGUGACAGCGACAGAAUUGAAGAACUUCUGUAUGAUAUGUACGUGCCGACGGACAGUGAAGAGGGAGAAAGUGACGAUGAGAGUGAAAGUGAAAAUUUUGAAGAGGAUAUGUUGUGAUUUAGCUGAAAAAUGUCUCCCAUUUGAAAUGUUGAAAGAAAUAAAUAUUUGGCGUUGCAAUCACCGUCCACCCAUCUACCGCUUCAGAAUGUCUGUAUAUUCGUACCUGGAUGUCUCCCCAUUUCAUCUACAGUUUGAUAGAACCCAACCCUCUUUGAACAGCUUUCACCACGCUAAUAAUCUUCCACUAUACUACAGCACAGACCCCGCGGAAAUAAAAUUCUGCCUAGACCAUGGCUUGGACCCAAAUUUUAUCCACAAACACAAGAAGAUCAUUUUCCGCCUUAUUUUGGAUGGGUUUCAUUGGAACGGAAUCUACGAUGAAUGCCUAGACGAGACGGUAGCAAUGUUACUCUAUUAUGGAGGCAACCCCGCAAUAGAAAGUCGCACUGAUAACUGCUCCGAACUGUUUGGUCCAUACAGCGCGUUCGAAUUUGUGUCGCUGCAGAUGUAUGAUCAAGUAUCAAACUUUGUUUUCCAGGAACUGUUAAUGCAUACCAUGAACGAUGACUCUAAGUGUGGCAAACUGCGUUUGCAGACGUUUCUUCACCUAGUCUACAAGCAAAAGUUCUUGGAGAAAUCACGAGACCGCAAUCACAAUUUGUGA
Molecule: messenger RNA, 1059 nt
Organism: Zophobas morio
Lineage: Eukaryota; Metazoa; Arthropoda; Insecta; Coleoptera; Tenebrionidae
Exons: 5
Coding region: 304-1059 (251 amino acids)
Source: RefSeq, a predicted model, not a curated record